Branchiostoma floridae (Florida lancelet) is the source of this 1690-nucleotide messenger RNA. RefSeq names its product probable serine carboxypeptidase CPVL. The coding region runs from base 229 to 1674 and encodes 481 amino acids. The transcript is spliced from 13 exons. Gene Ontology annotation, molecular function: serine-type carboxypeptidase activity. The record is from RefSeq and is a predicted model, not a curated record. NCBI's taxonomy places the organism in Eukaryota, Metazoa, Chordata, Leptocardii, Amphioxiformes, Branchiostomatidae. Gene Ontology annotation, biological process: proteolysis.
UAUGACUGCAGUUCACGUUGUUGAACUAGCGGUCAGGUCAAACCGGUAGUUUUCACUUCCACGCAAGACUGGAUUAGACUGUUGAAAAUUGACACUGCGUUUUCGGUGACUCUUAACGUUACAUCGACGCAGUUUGUAAAGUACAGCGUUUCAUCGGUAUGUGAUAGCCAUAUUCUAUAUGGCCCUUGAAUUUAGGCUAAUUUACGUCUUACACUCGGAGAUAAGACGAUGCAGGGGUUAAGAUGCAGUAUCGUGUUUCUUGUCGUGAUCCUGGUAUCCCAGAAGUCCACAGCGGUCAGUCCAAGUAAUGGCGGCCCGUUCCGCCCCAAGUUUCCCAGGGUGCACCACGACAUCCAGGAGGGUCAGGACUACGGAGACCCUCUCUACCUCACUCCUUAUUUGGAACAGGGCAUGGCACAGAAAGCUAAGACGCUGAGUGAAGUACACCUUCCUGGCACAUCAGUCAAAAGCUACUCAGGCUACCUGACUGUCAACAAAGCCUACAACAGUAACCUGUUCUUCUGGUUCUUCCCUGCACUGACCGACCCUGAGAACGCCCCGUUACUCCUGUUCCUCGAGGGUGGUCCGGGUGCAACAGCCAUGUACGGAAUCUUCACGGAGACUGGGCCAUUCUACAUCACAAAGGAUGCUCAGUUGAUGAGUCAAAACGUGACCUGGAUUUCUGCCUACUCCAUGCUGUACUUUGACAGCCCUGUUGGAACAGGAUUCAGUUUCACUAAGUCUGACGCUGGAUUCUCCACAAACGACGAAGAAGUAGCUGACAACCUCUACAAUGCGUUGCUGCAGUUUUUCCAAAUCUAUCCAGAUUUCCAGAAGAGAGAUUUCUAUAUCACAGGAGUGUCCUAUGCAGGGAAGUAUGUCCCAGCACUGAGCUACAAGAUCCACAUGGAAAACCCAACAGCCACGUUAAAGAUCAACUUCAAAGGCAUGGCCAUCGGGAACGGCUGGUGCGAUCCUAUAAAUCAAUACCGUGCCCUCCCAGACUUCAUGUACAACACAGGGAUGUGCAAUAACAAGCAGGCUUUCCAGCUCGGGGAGACCGUGAACCUGAUGGAGACGCAGGUCAACGAAAAGCUCUACAUUCAAGCAUUUGAGACGUUUGAUGCCCUCAUCGGCGGUGCCCUGACUCCCUACCCUACUUUAUUCUACAACAUCACCGGUGGGUCCAACUACUUCAACUACCUCAGGACUGUGGAGCCUCCAGAGCAGGAGUACUUUUGGACGUACCUGGCCAAACCGGGGGUUAGGAAAGCCAUCCACGCGGGGAACCUGACCCUCCACGAUGGGAUAGACGUGUUGAAACAUCUGCUGAUGGACUUCAUGCAGCCUGUCGUACCCCAGUUAAUCACAAUCAUGGAUAACAACUACAAGGUGUUAAUGUACAAUGGGCAGCUGGACGUGAUUGUUGCUGGUGUACUGACUGAAGCCUUCCUACAGCGACUUCCCUGGUCCAAACUGGAUCAGUACCAAGCGGCUAACAGGACGGUGUGGAAAAUUAACCCGUCAGACACUGACGUGGCCGGCUUUGCCCUACAGGUGGACAACUUCUACCAGGUGAUCGUCAAGGGUGGUGGCCAUAUUCUUCCAUUCGACCAACCAGAGCGGGCCUUUGACAUGAUUGACAGAUUCGUGUCCGGUAAAGGUUUCCAAUGACUGGCUGGAGACCAAU